Molecule: messenger RNA, 1146 nt
Organism: Boleophthalmus pectinirostris (great blue-spotted mudskipper)
Lineage: Eukaryota; Metazoa; Chordata; Actinopteri; Gobiiformes; Gobiidae
Gene: cdkl1
Product: cyclin-dependent kinase-like 1 (CDC2-related kinase)
Biological process (GO): protein phosphorylation
Cellular component (GO): nucleus
Molecular function (GO): ATP binding; cyclin-dependent protein serine/threonine kinase activity
Source: RefSeq, a predicted model, not a curated record
CUGGAGGAUCUGAAGAUGGAAAAGUACGAGAAGAUGGGGAAGAUCGGCGAAGGUUCGUACGGCGUCGUCUUCAAGUGCAGGAACAAAGACACGGGACAAAUCGUGGCCAUCAAGAAGUUUGUGGAGUCGGAGGACGACCCGGUGAUCAAGAAGAUCGCUCUGAGGGAGAUCCGCAUGCUCAAGCAACUGAAGCACGCCAACCUGGUCAACCUGAUCGAAGUGUUCAGGAGGAAGAGGCGGCUCCACCUGGUGUUCGAGUACUGCGACUACACCGUGCUCACCGAGCUGGACCGACACCCCCGAGGAGUCCCGGAGCCUCUCGCCAAAACCAUCACGUGGCAAACGCUUCAGGCCGUCAACUUCUGCCACAAACAGAACUGUAUCCACCGCGACGUGAAGCCAGAAAACAUCCUCAUCACCAAACACCACGUCAUCAAACUCUGCGACUUCGGAUUCGCCCGAAUCCUCACCGGUCCUUGUGAUUACUACACGGACUACGUGGCGACUCGCUGGUAUCGGGCCCCGGAGCUGCUGGUGGGGGACACUCAGUACGGGCCCCCGGUGGACGUGUGGGCCGUGGGCUGCGUGUUCGCCGAGCUGCUGUCGGGUUUGCCCCUGUGGCCCGGGAAAUCGGACAUGGACCAGCUCUACCUCAUCAGGAGAACGCUGGGUGACCUCAUUCCUCGACAUCAGCAGGUUUUCAGCAACAAUCAGUUCUUCAGCGGCGUGUCCAUCCCAGAGCCUCAGGAGAUGGAACCUCUGGAGCAGAAGUAUCCAAACGUGUCUCCUCAGGCUCUCAGCUUCAUGAAGGGUUGUUUGAGGAUGGACCCGUCCGAGCGUCUCUCCUGUGAGCAGCUGCUCCGUCACUCGUACUUCGAUUCGCUCCGAGAGAAAAACCAGAAAAACCCGACCGCGUCCAGAGACCAAGACCGGACCAACAAGAGGCUCCGACCCCCACGGAAGCACCUCCCUCCUGGGUAUCUUCCGCAGUUGACGGGCAGCAGCAUCUUCCCGGCUCUGGACCACAAGAAAUAUUACAACAACCUCAGAAAGUUCAACUACCACCUGCCCAACAUCUGAGCCUUUCACGCUUUCACCAGAAUCCACCGAGAAUCCACCAAGAAUCCACGAGAAUCCACCGAGAAU